This is a messenger RNA of Sclerotinia borealis F-4128, 441 nucleotides long. Lineage: Eukaryota; Fungi; Ascomycota; Leotiomycetes; Helotiales; Sclerotiniaceae. The record is from the annotation of a GenBank genome assembly.
AUGUCCAAUGCCAAGUCUCCCGAGAUCCUCGCCGCCUACGACGACGUGCGUUCGGACAAAUCCCCCAUCAACUGGCUCAUAAUAUCCUACGCCAAAACCACCGGCGACUCACUUGCCCUCACGGCCACAGGAGAAGGUGGCCUCGCUGGGUUACGGGAGAAAUUGGACCCCGCACAAGCACAAUAUGCUUAUUUACGUGUGGAAUAUGCCAACGAUAGCGAAACUUCAAGAGUGAAAUUUGUCUUUAUUGUGUGGAUUGGGGAACAGACAAAGAUUAUGAGGAAGGCGAGAGUGAGCAUUGAGAGUGGUGCUGUCAAAGCCGUUUUGAAUCAUCAUAGUGUGACGGUAGAUGCAAGGGGCAUGGAAGAUUUGGAUGAAGCGGAGAUUGUGAAGCUAUGUAGGAAGGCUGGUGGGGCAGAUUAUAAUGGUGGGAGAGGAUGA